This is a messenger RNA of Boeremia exigua, 1601 nucleotides long. Its product is annotated as S-adenosyl-L-methionine-dependent methyltransferase. Gene Ontology annotation, molecular function: O-methyltransferase activity. The record is from RefSeq and is a predicted model, not a curated record. The transcript is spliced from 3 exons. NCBI's taxonomy places the organism in Eukaryota, Fungi, Ascomycota, Dothideomycetes, Pleosporales, Didymellaceae. The coding region runs from base 258 to 1601 and encodes 447 amino acids.
GAUUAGUUUUGGUCUACUGCAGGCCCGGACCAAUCGCACUGCACACCUUCACUGCAAGAUGAUGCUGGACCGCCUGUACCAACGUUUGAAAUCGGCUGGUGUCGGUUGCUGGUGCAAUUGGUCUUAGACCGUCCGAUGGCGGCAGAGUGGUAUGCUGCUGUUGAGCGGGGUGAAUAUAUGUAUACGUUGGUUCACGCAAACCACCCGUAUCCUGCCUGUACCAUCUCUCUUCGCAUACUCGCGCACAGAGCGUCACCAUGGGCUCCAUCGAACACAAGUCCCCCGAGACGCUGCUCAGCGUCGCAGCCAAAAUCACCGAGUACGCGCAGCAACUCACCAAAGAGCUGGAAGCCGGCGGCGUCGCGCCCGUCACCCUCGACGCCGACAGCCCCAUCAAGUACUCCGCGCUGCCCGGCAACGCCUUCGUGGUCCGCCAGCACCUCGAGGACGCGCUCAAGGAUAUGUACAUCCUCAGCCAGGGCCCCAGCGAGAGCACCUUCAACUACUGCCACACGGCUGUCCCGGAUAUCGCCACGCUGAAUGUACUCAACCAGUUCGACUUCUGGGGCGCCGUGCCGCUGAAGGGUACGGCGACUGAUGAGCAGGUCGCGGCCCACACGGCGCUGCCGCUUGAAGUCGCGACGCGCACGCUCGACCACGCGGUCACGAUGCGCUACUUCACGCGCCCGACGCCCUCAACCGUGGCGCAUACCUCGCGCUCCGCGGCCCUUGCACAAGACACCGGGCUGCAAGCGCUGGUGCAGAUGGUCGUCGACGAGACCUCGCCGCCGAUGCUGAUGCUGCCCGAAGCGCUGCGGCGGUUCGCGGUCGGCAAGAAGGAGCUGGGUCUCAGCCAGAAGGAUACCGCGUUCCGGCUGUGCCAUUCCGGGGGCGCGUGGGGCGAGUACGACAAUACGUGGGAGUUUCUGGAGAAUGAUGGUGAGGGGGAAAGGAAGGGGUGGCGGCAGCGGAAUUUCAUCAAGUUCAUGGCGUAUAUCAAGGAUUUGUUUAAGACGGAGGCGCUGGUGCUGGAGGCGCUGGAUUGGGCGGCGGCGGGCGAGGCGACGGUGGUGGAUAUCGGCGGCUCCGCAGGCCACGACGACAUCGCCCUCGCCACCGCCUUCCCGAACCUCACCAUAACCGUCCAAGACCUCCCCCAAGUCGCCCCCGUCUUCGCCUCCACCUGCCCUCCCGCCCUCCGCCCCCGCAUCUCCUUCAUGACGCACAACAUGUUCGACCCCCAGCCCGUUUCCGCCGACAUCUACAUGCUGAAAUGGAUCCUGCACGACUGGGCCGACGCGGAGUCCCUCGCGAUCCUGCGCGCGCUGAUCCCGGCCCUGAAGCCGGGCGCGCGCGUGCUGUUCAUUGACUACGUGGGGACCAGUGAUAAGAGCGAGGAUGUGAGUGGGGUGCCGCUGUCGAUGCGGGCGUUUGGGUCGGCGACGGAUAUGCGCAUGCUGGCGCUAUUUAAUGCGAAGGAGAGGCCGGCGGGGGCGUGGAAGGAUGUUUUUAAGCGUGCGGAUGAGAGGUUCGAGGUUGUGGGGGUUAAGGCGGAUCCGUUGACGUUUAUGUGUGUGCUGGAGGCGGUGUGGCGGGGGUAG